This is a messenger RNA of Amphibalanus amphitrite, 9626 nucleotides long. Its product is annotated as vacuolar protein sorting-associated protein 18 homolog. Lineage: Eukaryota; Metazoa; Arthropoda; Thecostraca; Balanomorpha; Balanidae. The record is from RefSeq and is a predicted model, not a curated record. Gene Ontology annotation, molecular function: protein-macromolecule adaptor activity. Gene Ontology annotation, cellular component: HOPS complex; endosome. The transcript has 22 exons. Gene Ontology annotation, biological process: intracellular protein transport; endosome to lysosome transport; lysosome organization. Bases 239 to 3127 code for a protein of 962 amino acids.
CAGGGCUCGGGAGAACAAUGGACUCAGUUGUCAAGGAACAAGGAUUCGAAAUGGGUUGUGAAUUAUCUAUUUCUCUUGAUAUGUUUGCAAGCCUGCCCCAUUUAAGGACAUGUGACUGCAUUGAGUUUGAUUUCAACGCGUAACGCUCUUCAUUUGAUGCUUCAAUUUUGACUAAGGAUAAAAAGUGCUGAAGAUGAGUCACCUGUAGACAGAACAGCUCAGCGAUUUUAAGCCAAUCAUGGCUAGUUUGCUGGAGCAAUAUGCUCAGUCGAGCCAGGCGGCCGGGCCCCGGUCGGUCCCAGCAGGGGCGUCGGCCAGCGUCGUGCAGCCCAUCUUCACGAAGCAGAAGGUGAACUUCCAGCCGACGUCUCCCAUCACCCAUCUGGUGGUGGCGAACCAUCAGCUGGUGGUGGCGCUGGCCAACAAAACUCUGCUGAGAAUCGACCUGAUGCAACCCGAUCAGCCGCAUGAGGUGGAUCUAUCCAAGGAGACGGCCGGCUGUCGUGUUCAGCAGCUGUACCUGGACCCGUCCGGCCACCAUCUACUGGUGGCGGCGGCGCCGCGCGACGGAGACCUGACCGGCGCACAGCUCCUCUACCUACCCGGCAGGGCGGUCAGGGCCAGACAGGUGGGUCAGCUGCGCGGUCAGCUGAUUACGGCCGUUGGAUGGAGCCACACUCUGGCCACCCCGGCCACCACUGGACCGCUGCUGGCGGGGAACUCUCAGGGAGUCGUCACUGAACUGGAGCUCACCGCCGACGAGAGGAGGUUCUCGCGACUGGAGGUCUACAAUAAACAGGUGUUGGAGCUCAGCCCUCCAGCCUCGGUAACCGGUCUGGAGUACCACCGGGUACCCGACACGGACCGGUACCUGGCGCUGGUGGCCACUGCCGGACGACUGUACCAGUACACCGGUACCGUACCGGCCCACGACGCGCGGCCGCUGCUGACGCCGCUCUUCGCCGUUCAGGAGCGUUUUCUGGAGAUUCCCAGCUCUCUGUCGUUCUCUCGGCUGGCGUUCUUCUACCCGCGGCCCGGCGCGCCGCCGGAGCGGUUCGCCUGGCUCACUGAACCUGGAGUGCUGGUCGGACGGGUGGACACGGAUGGCACAGACGGUCUAGUAACCGACACUCACCUCCUGGCUCACGACACAAACGGAGCAGGAGCCGCCGGAGCCACCGGAGCCGGAGGCGGAGCCGGAGCGGGGGGCGGACAGCAGCGACACGCGCCACGUGCCCUGGCGCUCACAGAGUUCCACGUGCUGCUACUGCAGCCGGCACGUGUGCGCGCCACGUGUGUGCUCGACCAGCGACACGUGUUUGAAGACCUGGCCAGUGAGGCUCACGGUCCUCUGCUGACCAUCUGCCGUGACCCGAUACACGGCACCCUAUGGAGCGCCGCCGAGAGGGCCGUCUACAAAUACAAGGUGGUGGAUGAGACCAGGGAUGUCUGGCAGGUGUUCGUAUCUAAAGGACAGUACGAUCUGGCUCGCCAGCACUGUCAGAGCAACCCGGCCGUGGUGGACCGAAUUACAGCUCACCAGGCGGAGGACUGCUUCGACAAGGGAGAGUUCGCCCGCAGCGCUGAGCUGUUCGCGGACUCCCGGUGCCGACUGGAGGAAGUGGCCCUCAAGUUCAUGGGCAAAGAGGAGUACGGUCCACUACGACAGUUCCUUAUGAUGCGCCUGUCGUCCCUGCCCGCCUCUGGCGGGGUCCGCGCCGCCCUGCUGGUCAUCUGGUGCCUGGAGUUGUUCCUCACUCAGCUGGAUAGGCUGGAGGAGGAGGAGGAGCAGAGCAGGAGGAAGCUGCGGAAGGAGAUGAUGCAGUUCCUGACGUCGCAGCGCGCGCUGGAUCACGUGCGUCAGGCGCGCAGUACCAUGUACGACCUGAUGUCGCGCCACGGAGACUGGGCGGCCGUCACAGAGCUGGCAGAGCUACUCGGGGACUGGGAGACGGUGGUGAGACAUCACCUCAAGAACGGACACGUCACCAAAGCGCUGGAGACGCUGCGCCGCCACCCGGAUCCGCAGCUGCUCUGUGAGCUGGUCCCUCAGCUGGUCCGAGCCGAACCCACUCUUACCAUAGACCUGGUGGUCGCUCAGGGACGGAAACUCAAACCGGCGCUGCUCAUGCCGCGACUCAUACUGGCCGAUACGUCCGAGGAACAGGGUCAGCAGAUUCUGCGCUACCUGGAGUUUUGCGUCAACACUCUGGAGAGUACUGACAACGUGGCUCAUAACUACUUGGUCACUCUGUACACGCGGUACAGGCCUGACAAACUGAUGGCCUACCUGCACGGACAAGGGUCCGACCGCCACUGCGUGCACUACACUCCGGGCCACGUGCUGCGCCAGUGCUUCGUGCGCCAGCCGCGGGCGGCCGUACACGUUCUGACCGUGGUUGGACGGUACCAGGAGGCGGUGGAGCUGGCCCUGAAGCAUGACGUGGCGCUGGCCAAACAGGUGGCUAACCUACCCGAGGAUGACGACACGCUGAAAAAGAGGCUCUGGUUGCUGAUUGCCAAGCACACGAUCCAGUGUGACCAGGACGUGCAGCGGACGAUGCAGUUUCUGGCCGAGUGUCGGCUGCUCAGGAUCGAGGACGUGCUGCCCUUCUUCCCCGACUUCGUCACCAUCGACGACUUCAAGGAGGCCAUCUGUGACUCUCUGCAGUCUUACAACGAACACAUCGGAGAGCUACGAACUGACAUGGAGGAGGCGGCGCGGGCCACCGAACUGCUGAGAACGGAAAUUGAACACUUCCGGGAGGGAUACGUCACCGUACAGGCGUCAGACACAUGUCAGAUCUGCCGCCAUCAGCUCCUCACCCGGCCUCUGUACGUGUUUCCCUGCGGCCACAAGUUCCAUCAGGACUGUCUGGCGGACGAGGUGACCCCAUUACUCAGUCAGGAGCAGCGCGACAGGGUCGCUGAACUCGAGCACAAGCUGACCACGCUACCAGAGGACGACCUGGGGUCGGCAGCGGCCGGCGGAGUGACCCAGGUCAGCCCACGGGUCACCGUCAGGGAAGAACUGGACGAGCUGGUGGCCGCCGAGUGUCUCUACUGCGGCGACUACCUUAUCAGGGUACUGGACGAACCUCUACUCAACGACUUUCCGGAGCGCUAGUGACCUACUCUUCCCCUCUCACACAUACGCAGGGGUCACAACGCUACUUCGUGAUAUCAAAGGGUAGGUGAGAUAUAGCAGCAGCUGGUGGUAAAAGACCAGUCUACUCAUCGGGCUAGCGUGAGAAAGUGGUCACUAUCAUGAUAUAUUAUUUCUUGUGUAUGCUUAUUGCCUAUACAUUAUGUGUGUAACUAUCGCAUUGUUUAUGCCAUUGUGGAGUCUGUGUCCAACACGCUAUCUUGGUAAACCGUAUCGGAGGCUGUAUUGCUGGAAUGGGAGCGCCUGUGUACGGGAGGAGAGGGGAGGAAGGGAUAGAACAGGCGUCAUCCUGUCCAUUCAGUUGGUUAUGGGUGUGUCUGGCCGUCCCUUUUCUCUGCAGAGAUGAUGUAUAGUCGUCAUUCAUUCACGUCUAGUCGCGGCUGAGUGUGAGCCGCCCUUUACUUUCCAUAGAUGGGAAUAGGUCGAGUAGGGCAGGGACAGGCGUCAUCCAUUCACAGCACUGUUAACUAGUGUGUCUGGACCGGGUCUUAGCUCCCCAUAGAGAGAAGGGGACAGGACAGAUGUCAUGGACGCUUCCACUACUGGCUAGCCACGGCUGUGUCUGUACUUCCCCCUCCUCUCAUCCUCUCCUUUUUUCUUAGACAAGGCGUGGCACCACAGUCCGAAAUUCAGCCUCCGUGGGGUUAUGAGGCGCGCGGUACCGGCCAAUGGAUGGUCCGCUCUUCGGGCGGGUCUGUUCGCUGGUAUGUGCUGGUGGGUUGCGCGUAUCUGAUUCCAGUAUGUUGCAUUUGUGAUGAUUUUGUGUGUGGCAGUGUAAGCGAGAAAUGUAUCAUUAUAAGCCAACUGAUAAUGAUUUUUCUUCGCGGUGAGAGCUAGCGCCGCCUAUGUGAUUGCGUCAUACCGCCCGCUCGUCAAGUCUGCAUGACCCGGGCACGGGUCAUUCGUGCGCGCGGCACCGGCGGGAGCGGGCGACCGAUACCGAGCGCGGGCAUCGCAUUCGCAGUUCGUCAGCAGCACAGGCAGUUUGGCACUGCAGAGGUGAGCCGGCUUUGAGUUCGCCCUGACGAAAACUAAACUGUGAGCGUGUUGCCGAUCAGUUUUUGACAUCGCAUAUUUAUUCUUUGCGCAUAUUAACUAUUUGCAUGAGCAUUCGUUUCACUGGUCUCGGCUCUGAGGGCCGCUUGAUUUUUCGCGUCAUAUACGACCCUACUAAUUGAACUCUCUGUACUGUGUGCACACAUUGCUCGGCCCCCGUUAUUCUCCGGUCGAGAAGCAUGUGUGUGCAGAUGCAGCUUUUUCAGAUUUUGUCGGUAUCACCACUUGCGGCGCUAGUUCAAAUGAACUUACACUGGGUCUUGAGCUGCAUGUGACUAUUGGUUCCCGUCCCCGCCUGUGCCGUGGUCGAUAGCCGCAUCGGCUGCCCGUGCCCCAGGGCACUGUCGGCAUCUGGUGCCUGGCCGGCGCGGCCCGGACGCCAGGCCGGCCGACCUGCCCUCUGGGCCCCCGGGGCAUUGACCUACUGACCUCACUCGAGCAUGGGGCAACAUCAGUCACCGGACCCGGGCGCACAGACCUCAGCGAGGGGUGAGCAACGGGCUCAUGCGUCACGAGGAGCGCCGCCAGGGGCCGCUCAGCGCCUAGAGGCAGCUCAGUCGCGGCUACGCCCCAACGUUCUCCUGUCCCAGCGCCAGCGGACGCCGGGACCUCUAUGAUGACGGCCACGAGUGUCCAGCCACACUCGUCCGGUGCACCAGCUGCACCAGCUGCCCCUGCCGACACCGUCACGUUCAGCAGGGAGCAGCUGAGCGAGAUGAUCGGUGAGAUGGUUCAGGCUGCUGUGGCAGCCGCUGUGCCAGCGGCCGUCUCCGUCCCAUCGACGUCUCAACAUACGUCGCCGGGGGCACCGCUAGACCUCAGGCAGCCGGCGACCGCAGUGUUCCCGCCGCAAAUGGGCUCUGAAAGAAACGAACAACCAGGUAACUCCCCAGGCUCCGCGGCAUGCGUGUCCUCAGACAUCAGUUUUCACGUAACAGCCACUACCAGGCACAACAUUGUAGGCCACCGUUUUGUCGAUCUUGGCUCAUUGCUCGACACUUCUGAUCCUCGCUCUCAAGCGCCUGAAGGCACCUUCAACCUCGUUGAUGGUCGUCUGCAGCCAGCACGUUCCACACGCGUCAUUCAGACGUUCGGAACAUGGUCAGUUGCUUUUCUUCGGUACGCAGGUAUUUACCUGCAAGCCCAUCCGGAGGAUGCCCUCGGGCUCAUCACUCACAUGCGCCAAGUCAGCUCCCUCUCAGCUCCCGGCAUGGGGUUCGCUUGGAGGGAAUAUGACGAGCAGUUUCGCCGCGCUCGCGAGCUCUUCCCACACGCGUACAAGUGGGGCGAAUCCGAUGCAAACUCGCCAAUUUGGCUGAACGCUAUCGGCCGCGGCAUCGCCAGCGUCUCAAAGGGGCAGGUCCCGGGGCCUUCGGGGGCGCGGAAUUUUCAACCCAUCUGCCUCUCAUUCAAUCGCCCCGGUGGAUGUACGCGCGGCCGCUGCCGCUACAUCCACUCCUGUCGGUUCUGUCGCGGAAACCACAGCGCCCUCCGCUGCCCUCGGCGCAACGCCAUGCGCAGUCAGCGGCCGGUCACCCCGCACGCCGCCCUCCCCGCUACUAGGAAAUAGCGGACUACCCACUGGCAUUGUGCCCGCUGUCAGCGUGCCACCUACCGUGCUUCGUGAGCUCCUUCUUGGCUAUGAUGAAAUUCUUGCAUCCUAUUUGGUGGACGGGUUCGAAAGAGGCUUCUCAAUCGGCUGUUUGGGGCUGCCCUCGGGUGGCAUGCAGCCCAAUCUACCUUCAUGCGAUCUCGCGCCCGAAGUAAUCGACGCAUACAUCGAUUCCGAGAGGCGUGCGGGUCGCAUUGCCGGUCCUUUUCACCCACACUGUUCAUGGAUUAAAAAGUUUUCCCCGAUCGGGCUCAUCCCGAAAAAGACGCCGGGGACUUAUCGCGUCAUCCAUCACCUUUCCUUCCCAACCGGUGGAUCUGUCAAUGACUUCAUCCCCAGAGAAUUCACAUCAGUUCACUAUGGCUCAGUGGACGAUGCUGUUAAGUUGAUUUCCACCAUGCAUUUUCCUUACUUGGCCAAGACAGAUAUCGCCAGUGCAUUUCGCAUCAUUCCAAUUCGCCCAGCGGACUGCCCUAUGCUGGGUUUUCACUGGCGCGGCUCCGCGUAUGUUGACCUGGCUCUGCCCAUGGGAUGUUCGAGCAGCUCAAAAAUUUUUCAGACGUUCAGCGACUCCCUGAUAUGGAUGGCUCAGAACAAAUUUUCUGUCGGACGGAUGGUUUCUGUGCUAGAUGAUUUUCUAUUUAUUGACGGAAGUCAUGAGGAAUGCUUGUCGUCUCUGAAUGCGUUUCGACGCAUGUGCACAGAGCUCCAUGUUCCACUGCGCGCUGACAAAACAGUUGAGCCAUGCCGUGCCCUCACAUUCCUGGGCAUAGAAUUGGAUGUGGACGCUCAAGAACUGCGCUUGCCUCCUGAAAAGCUCCAGCGUGCGAUCGCAGGAGUGAGUUCGCUAUUGACGCGCAAAAAGGCUCCCCUACGGGAGGUUCAAUCCUGCCUUGGUCUUCUUAACUUUGCCUGCAUGGCUGUACCUCUUGGACGUGUGUUCCUUCGCCGAAUGUACGAUCUCUGUCGAGGCGCGCUCCGUCCACACCACCGUGUGACGCUCACCAAGGCGGCCCGGCUGGAUCUCCAGGCAUGGCAGAUCAUGCUGACGUCCUUCCAUGGUCGAUCUCUCCUGGAAUCAAGGCGCUGGGAUCGAGAGCCUGGAAUCAGCCUCGAAACUGAUGCGUCAGGAAGCACGGGUAUUGGGGCCAUCUGUGGAAAUGCGUGGCUAUCAGGCCAAUGGCCUGACCAGCUUAGUAGUGCUGACAUCUGUGUUAAAGAACUGAUUGCCGUCGUCAUUGCCGUCUCCGUGUGGUGCACACGACUCAGCAAUCGUUGUGUGCUCGUUCGCUGCGACAAUGCAGCGGUGGUAGAGUGCAUCACCUCUCAAUCGUCCCGUUCACCAGAACUGAUGCACUGGCUGAGGAGACUUUUUGUCACUACAUGUUUGCACAACAUUCUUGUCCGCGCUAUUCACACCCCUGGUUCCCUUAAUCUCGCAGCUGACGCCCUUUCGCGUGGCUUGCUUCAGGUGUUCAGACGCCUCAGGCCUCUCGCGGAUCAGCAGCCCACGCCUUGGGACUGGGCCGACCACGUCCCCCGUCAACCAUAGCAGCGCUCCUGUCAGCGGCGCUGGCUCCUGCAACGGCCCGGGCCUAUCACGCCAUCUGGGCGGAGCUGCGGAAUUUUCUUCGGCGGUCGGCCUCGGACAGCCUGUUUCCAGUCAGUGUCGAUGAACUGGCCUGUUUCAUCGCGUCUCGAUACGAUGCUGGAUCUGCAGCUGCCACUCUAUCUAGUGUCGUGUCUGCUAUUUCAUAUGGCCACAAAGUCCAUGGUUUAGCCGACCCCUCAACGAAUUUUCGCAUCAGACAGAUGUUGACAGGUGCUCGUCGCCUGCGGCCGAGCCGGGAUAUGCGUACUGCAAUCACCUUGCCAGAACUGGGACAGCUGUGUAACGCUCUUCGGCAGGCCGCCAUGUCUCCUUUAGAACGUUCCGCGUUCCAUGCCAUUUUCACGCUGGCGUUCUUUGCCCUUCUCCGACCCGGCGAAGUGGUUCGUUGUGGCCGACAGGAACAUUUCCUACGGAUGGGUGGAGUGCGGUUGCAGCACAGGCAUCUUUUCAUUACCAUUCCCUCGUCCAAGACCUCACAGACGCCGGUCACGUUCCAGUUGGAGGAGCGGUCAGACCUCCCGGAAUGUCCUGUGGCUGCUGUCCGCUCCUAUUUGCUGCUGCGCGGGGCCGGGCACCAGCAUGAGGCUCUGUUCGUCGGUGAUGGGCGCCGUCCAAUCACUGGAAAUCAGCUCAAUCGUGCCCUCCGGCAGACAAGCCAAAUAGCCGGUCUGUCUAGGGCCCAUCUGUCUGGCCAUUGCCUACGCAUUGGUGGGGCGUCGCAUGGCGCUAUUAUCGGCAUGACUGAGGUGCAACUCAGUCAGGCGGGACGCUGGUCCUCUCAGGCUAUGCAUCGAUAUGUCCGACGUCACGUCUCUGUUUUACGAGCUACUCCUCAGGCACCUGCAGUGCCAUAGGGUCCAGGUCACGACGCACUGGUACUAUUCCGCCCGUUCCCUUGUUCUAUGGCGCGUUUUGGUCUCUGCUCUGCUAUGCGCCUGUCGUGGGGCCAAAUUUCGUUAGCGGAGCAAUGUAAAUGAUUCUCGUGGCUCUGCUGUGCGCUGGUCUGAGAUUGGUGCUAGUUUCGCCGGCUGAUUUUUCGUUGCACUGCUCAGCCGUGCGCUAGUCCAAGCUUAGUGCCAGUUACGCCGGCCGACCUCUCGUUGCAUUGCUGAGCCGUGCGCUGGUCCAAAAUUGGUGCCAGUUACGCCGGCCGACCUUUUCGCUGCAUUUGCUGAACCGUGCGCUGGUCCAAGAUUGGUGCCAGUUACGCCGGCCAAUUUUUCGAUACACCGUUUCAGCCGUGCGCUGGUCCGAGAUUGGUGCCAGUUACGCCGGCCGAUUUUUCGCUACACCGUUCAGCCGUGCGCUGGUCCGAAAUUGGUGCCAGUUACGCCGGCAGGCAUUCGCAACAUGAAUGUUCCCUACGCUGCACAUCUCCCCCGCUUGCAUCUCAUUAUUCGUCGUCUGUACACUAAUGUAACUCGUCAGGGCCUUCGUGUGAGCGGCAGAUGUAAUCUUGCAAUCAUUCGCAGUAUAGCUAAUUCGUUUCGCAUCGCUGUGUGCAGACAAGGUGUUGAUGCGAGCGGUGUCUGGCGCGUUCUUCCGCCUGUCUUCUGCGUUAUGUCGCUGUUUGUGCUGGCCAGGUGCGUAGCAAUGUUUUUGUUUGGCUUGUAUGCGUAUGCGUUAUUUGCUUGAAUCUGCCUAGAAUUAUCUUAUUACGUUUUCCCUGCCUACGCAUCGUUCUCGGGUUCGUGGGGGUAGUGGGCUUUUCCUCACCCAAAAGCAUCGUUGAACUGCACAAUACAUAGACCCAUAAUCACAACGACGCCUUUGCGAGCUCGAACGAAGCGUAGAAAUGUAUCAUUAUAAGCCAACUGAUAAUGAUUUUUCUUCGCGGUGAGAGCUAGCGCCGCCUAUGUGAUUGCGUCAUACCGCCCGCUCGUCAAGUCUGCAUGACCCGGGCACGGGUCAUUCGUGCGCGCGGCACCGGCGGGAGCGGGCGGCCGAUACCGAGCGCGGGCAUCGCAUUCUUCACCACCCACCUCCCCGCCGCCACCGACUGUACUGUUUCACGUCGUAGUGGGUAAUCCAUGUUGCAUGCACUACUAUGUUGCAACUGCUCAAUCUCCGCGUAUAUGCUUCAUGCCUUGUAUGUUCCCAUAUCUUCGGCUAUGUAUUGUGGGCUUUUCCUCACCCAAAGGCAUCGUUGAACUGCACAAUACAUAGACCCAUAAUCACAA